AGUCCGGUUAUUCAGUUUAUUGCCUUUCGAAAGCCACGCGAUCACAUCUUUUUCUUCUUAUUCUUUUCUUCAUUUGCCCGUAAAUUUAUUCUUCUUCUUAUUCGAUUCUUUUCUUUGCCCCUUUUUAAGAUUAUCAUCUUUUUUCUCUUCUUUAUCUUCUCUUUCUUCUCAUCUAUCUAAUUUUUUUCUCUUCUUACCCUUUUCAUCUUUUAUUUUUGUUCUUCAUCAUCUUUUAUCAAAUCACUUAAAUCACCAUCAUCAUCACAUUUCUUAAUCUUAAUCAACUGUCUUUUCCUUGUUUGUUUUAGACAAAAAUUUAAAAUCAAACCAACAAUUUAAAUCACCAAUCCAAAUCUUCACAACACAAACACACAUAACAAAACGAUAAGUUGAACACCAAGACACAAACAACAAACAACAACAAUUAACUGAUUCAUAUUCAAUUCUGUCUACUCUCUCUCUCAUUUACUCUGAAAAUCCUCUGUCUGUCUCUCUUUCUGUGCCUGUGCUGGUUAUCAUCAUUAUCAUCAAUAAAUUAAUAACAACCUCAACCUUUUUUGAUAUAAAUAUAAAUUCAACUUUCAUCAAUAUUUUUGAGUCUCAUCUAUGUGAGUGUCACCAAAUCAAAUUUGAAAGUUAAUCCAAUUAUCUGAAAUUCAUCAGCAAAAGGUGCCAACAAAUAUAAUAAUAAUAAUAAUAUUAAGUGAACAUCAUCAAAAAUUUUUGCUAAAUAAUUUUUGUGCUCAUCAAAUUUGAUCACCAAUCGGCAAAUUUAAUUGUUGUUGUUUCGUUUUCUUUUCUUCUUUUGCUAUUUAUCUAAUCGAUAAAUUUACCUGUUAUAUUAUAUUAUUAUUAUUAUUAUAUAUCGAUAAAAUAUCAAAUUGAGAAGCAAAAAUUGCCGAAGUCCUGGAAAUUGUUAUUAGGAACGGGAUUGAUUCACGUUCCAGUGAACCUGAUACCCUGUCAGCCCAUUUAACCUCCUCAUCGCCAAUCGAAAGGGAUAAUAAUAAUAAUAAAAUUUUACUCGACUCGCAACAAAUUAAACAAGAUCACGACCUGGAAGACGAAUCAUCAGAAUCUUUUAAUCUCUCCGAGGAUACAAUUAUGAACGGAAUGGAUUCCUCAUCAGUAUCAUCAUUACCACAGCAAAAUGGUAACUCCAUGCACAAUGCAUCAGCCUCAUCAACAGGUUCUCAGGAUGAUUCAGAAGAUUCGAAAACCAAUUUAAUUGUCAAUUAUCUACCUCAGACCAUGACACAGGAGGAUAUUCGUGGUCUAUUUGCUUCCAUUGGUGAGGUUGAAUCAUGUAAACUGAUUCGGGAUAAGGUCACUGGUCAAUCUUUGGGUUACGGCUUUGUGAACUAUGUUAGAUCAGAUGACGCUGAGAAAGCAAUUAACACUCUUAACGGACUAAAGCUUCAAAAUAAGACAAUUAAGGUUUCUUUUGCCAGACCGAGCAGCGAAGCCAUAAAAGGAGCCAAUCUUUACGUUAGUGGUUUACCUAAGGCCAUGACACAACAAGAAUUAGAACAACUAUUUGCACCUUAUGGACGUAUAAUAACAUCACGAAUACUUUGUGACAAUAUUACAGGUGUCGGGUUUGUCCGAUUUGACCAAAGGAUAGAGGCCGAAAGGGCCAUUAAACAUUUACAUAAUACGAUCCCGGAAGGAAGUAGUGACCCGAUAACAGUUAAAUUUGCCAAUAACCCAAGCAAUAAUGCCAAAGCCCUCGCUCCUCUGGCCGCAUAUCUUUCACCUCAGCGUCGAUUUGCUGGACCAAUUCAUCAUCCAGCAAACCGAUUCAGGUACAUUCCCCUGUCACCGAUAACCAGAUAUUCACCGUUAGCUGGAGAUCUACUUGCAAAUCCACUUCUAGCAACAAACGCUGUUAAUGGUACUGGUUGGUGUUUAUUUGUGUAUAAUCUUGCCCCCGAUACCGAGGAGAACCUUUUAUGGCAACUAUUUGGUCCUUUCGGUGCUGUCCAAAGUGUUAAAGUAAUUCGUGAUCUUCAAACAAACAAAUGUAAAGGCUUCGGUUUUGUUACCAUGACAAAUUACGAUGAAGCUCUGGUUGCCAUUCAGAGUCUCAAUGGUUACACUUUGGGCAAUCGAGUUCUUCAAGUCUCUUUUAAAACGAGCAAAAACAAAUGUUAAGUCUACGUAUAAAUUAGGAGAUUCGUGAUGGUUAACAAAUAACAAGUAAGAUAAAGGAAAAGGAAAUGAUUCAAACAAAAAAUAGAAAAGAGAAGAAAAAAGAAACUCAAUUUUUUAUAUAAUAACAAUAAUAGGAAACGAAAAUUAAUAUAACAACAUCAAGAAAAAGUGAUGGAGAUUCAGAGGAAGAUGAUGAAAUGUUGAGAUGGAAACUGAAUCGCCAGAAGAUCUCAGGGUAAAGAUGAUGAUGAUGAUGAUAAUGAUGAUGAUAGAAUCAACAUUUGAGAGAGAAAAUUUGAAAAAGAAAACGUAAAUCAAGUUCUAAGCCUUCUCGUCAUUUGCAUAAUCAUUUAAAUACAACGAAUUCUAUUCAGUAAAUUAGUUACACUUGAAACAAUUUCCAAAUUUGAUCAUCAUCAUCUUCCGGUUGAUAUUUGAUCAUCAAUGGGAAUUUAAUUUCAAUUGAAAAUCAUCAGAAUUCAUAUUGACCAGAGUGACCAUUUGAGUGAAAUUUUUAAAUUUCCUGUUUGCUUUUUCAAGUGUAACUAAAUCAAGUGAUUUAAUUUGGCAAUUUAAUUGCUAAUGUUAAUGGCGAACUUGUUGAUUGUUUUAAACAAUUUACUUGAUUUACGUUUUGUUUUUUAUUUAAUUGUUGCUACGCUCUCAUCUUUUAUAUUGAUGAUUAACUAACUGAUAUGAGUCUUGGAUCAAUUGUUACAAUUAAGAUCAAAUCUAGUCAAUCAAAUGUCCUUAAUUAACUUGCAAUCAUUUAGGUUAAUUGAACCAAUUUACAUCUCUGAUUAAUGGUGAAAUUAAAUCAAAUGUUAAAUCUUGGGUUUGUUUUCAUUAUCUCAUUUGAAUCAAGAAGCUUGUUUUUUAAUCAACAACAAAUCAGAUUAAUCAGUAAAUUCACUUACUAUGAGAGGGUUGAUACAAUUUAGCUAAUUAGUUAUUAGCAAAUUUGUUCAAUCAACAAAACGUAUUCAUCAUUUGAUUCAAUGUUUUCAGCUGAUUACUAAGAUUAAAAUCAGAGGGAAAGAUGAACAGUUAACCCAACUAAUUAAGGAUAAUUGUUAAAUUGUAGCAAUAAGAUAAUUGAGAGAAAGGUGCUAAUCAACUGAUUUAAAUCAUGAUAAUGAAAUGCUACAAAUUGAAAUUAGAUUUUGAUAAUAAGUCAAAAAGUUAUUCUCAAUGAUCAAUAUUUGUCAUUAUGAUUUAAUUCAGUUUAGUUUCAAUUGAAUUCAUGAUAAAUGUCAAUUAUGGUGAUUUUCUUACAUCAUCAUCAUCAUCAUUAUCAUCAUCAUCUUCCUACUCUUACUGUUAUUUUCUGUUUUCAUCUUCAUCAUCAUCUUCAAAUCUCCUUAGUUACAAAUCAAUUACAAUCUAAAAAUUGCUCUUGAUUCAUGAAGAUAUUGUUACAACAACAACAACAAUCACAAUGGAAAUGAGCAAUUUAUUGAUUAACCAUUAAUUUAUUAUAAUCAAUUGCUGAUGAAACCUUAUUUUUUAUUAAACAACAAUGAUAACAAAAGAUGAUCAUCUAACAAUUGACAGAAUUGGACAGAAGAAGAAACAAAAAAAAACUCAGAAAGUUCUGAGAAUACACAGAAAAUUCAAUUGAAUCGUUUUCAUGUUUCUUUUGUUUUUUGUUAUUCUUAACAUUCCGUUUCCAAUCAUCCUCAUCUUCUUCAUCCUUCUCUCUCUCUCGUUCUCUCUCGUUCUCUCUCUCUCUCUCUCCUGACUCUUAAAUAAUCUUUUCCAUUUUAUCGAUUAAUCGAUUUCGAUUGAUUUUGAGUGCAUCUCUCUCUCUUUUUAUCUUCUACACAAACUCAACGAAAAAACGGAAAAAUUUCCAUUCUCCUUUUACUUUUCAUCAUUUUCAUUAUUCUUCUCCUUCUCAUCCUCAUCCUUUUUUUUCUCUUCAUCUUCUACCCUCCUCAUGCUCAUCUAUUUAUUUUCUGUUUCGAAUAUCAGAUAAUAUUAUAUAAGAUUUUGUGUCUCUCUUUCUUUUUUCUUGUCGACAAAAAAAAAUAGAAAAAAAACCAAAAAUUCUUUUCUUACUUUUCUCUUUAACAUUCGAAGAUGAAGAAGAAAAAUAUCGAACAUAAAGUUUCAUUAUUUUCUCCUUUAAUUUAAUUCUAGUCCUUUACGUUUUUCAUUCCGUUCGAAUCAUCGACAUCAUGAUUACCAUGAACAUUAUUAUGAUUACAUUUUAUUAUCAUUAUUAUCUGAUCACUUUCACCCUGAAAAAACAAAACCUUUCAAUAACCAUCAUGAUAAAAUGUUUGCUUUUCAAUCAAUUCAAAUUUCCCACCUAAUGUUAUGAUUAUAUUAUUAUUGAUAUUUGAGUGGCUAUUUCAACAAAACUAAUUAUUAUUAUUAUAUAAUUAACAAUGUAAACCCUUAAUUAUUUGUUUUUUUCAUCAUUUAAUCAUAACCAUUAUCAAUUUGUCUUUAAUUUGUCUUUAAACUUUAAUUAUGAUCACUUAUUUACUAAUUAUAUUUACAAAUGAAUGGAAACUUUCAACUAUUAUUAUUAUUAUUAUAUUCAAAACUUUUCAAUGUGAAAACAAAUCGAUUAUUAUUAUUAUGAUGAGUUGAUUAAUUAUCUUAAUUGUUGGGGGCCAAGAUGAAGAUUUUUGUAUCUUUUAUCAUUCUAUAAGAAGAAUCUUCCCUUUUUCUUAUUGCCCUUUCUUUUCUUCUCUUUCUUUUUCUCUGUCUUUUUUUUUCUUUCAUAUUUUCUUCCUCAUGAAAUAUUGGCUCAAUUGAAUUACCGAACGUGUUACCGGUUGAUUAACACCAAGCAACAAUUAAAUGUUCACCAAAAAUUGUUUUAUAAAAUUAAUGCAAUUAAUCAGCAAAUCAAUUGAUAGGAAAUUCAACUGAUAAUAUAUAAAACUAUAUUUUCAUCAGAUAUCAUAUUGAUAUGUAAUACAUGUUACAUGGUUUCUUUUUUGUUCUCAUGAAAACUUCCCACCCUCAGAAUUAACUCAUUAAUUGACAACAGAAUGAUAAUCAAAAUGGAAUAAUAAUAAAAUUCUGAUCAUCAUUUAGAUUGUAAUUACACUAUUAUACAACCGAAACCAUGGAGAAAAUAUCAGAGAUGAAGAUAAAGAUGAAGAUAAUGAUGAUAACCAAGGAAGAUGAACGAAAAUAAUAAUAAUAAUAAGUAAAAAUAGUGAAUAUUUCACUUUUUCUCCAUCAUCAUCUUCAUCUUCAUCUUCUAAUAAUUCAAAGUUUUUCUCCAUCAAUACGAAAAAAAAUGAUAUUAAGAUGUUUUUCUCUCUUCAUUCAAUUAUAAAUCAUCAUCAUCGAAAACAACAUCGCCUAUUGAUCAUCUAUUGAAUUUCAUCACAACAUCAUUGUCAUCUAAUGGUUAAUACAAUUAGGCUUCAUCUUAAUUCCCAUUGACAAACAAACAACAAACAACAACAACAAAAGAGUAAAAAUAUCUCAUAAAAAAACAUCAACAUCUCAUCACGAUUAUGAUUAUACUUUACAACGUAAUUUAAUUAUAUUCUUGAUUAUUUUGCUUCUUCCAUACAACAAUUUUGCUUCAUUCUACUUUUUAACUUAACCCAAAACUAAAUUAACCCAAAAAAAACCACAAAAAACAAAACAAUUUGUUAACAGCACUUACAAUUUACUUAUAUCAUUAUCUUCAAUCUCUAAUUAUUAUGAUUAUUAUUGUCUUAUUAUUAUGAUUAUUAUUAUUAUCAUUAUCAUUCUUAACCUAAUUAUGAUUAUUUGAGCAACAAAAUUAAUAUUUUACAAUAAUUACAAUUUUUUCUUGUGUGUGACAUUUUUGGCUUAAAACUUGAUUUAUAUUAUUUACUCCUUUUGCCACCCACUCUACAAUCAACAUCAACAACACCGAUAAACAAACAACAACAACAACAACAACAUCAACAUCAACUGUCAACAACUAUCAACAAACAACAAUGCGAAAUGCGAGAUCAUCAGAUGAUGAUGAUGAUGAAAAAAGACCAAUCAAUUGAUUCUUAUGAUGUUAUAUUCACAAUUAACUGGAUUCUUUUUCAACUCAAUUCUAACUUAAUUUCCUAUCUAAUUACUCAAGUCAAUAGGAAUUGUCAUCAUCAAUUUUUGGAUUGAUUUUCAAUUGGAAACUUUUUCGUUUCUACUAAUACUUAAUAAUAUUAUCAAUCAAGCGAAUGUUAAAAUCAACAAUCAAAUGACAUGGAAAUUGUUUUUUUUUCUAAUUCAUGAUCAUCACUGAUUUACAUGAAUAUCAAUUGACAUGGAAGGAAAAAAAUAUCAGAAAGAGGAAUAAGGAAGAAAAAUUAAAAAGAAAAGAGUAAAUCGAUUGACACAUUAUGCGAAAAAUGUUGACAAACAAAUGGGAAAUAAUUGUCACCAUCAUCUGAAUAUAUUUCCAAUUGGAAUGGACUGAGAAAAUUUGUCGAAUACGUAAACAAAAAAGUUCUAAAUUUGGACAAAAAUAAAAAUUUAAACUAAAAAAUUGUAAUAAUACUUAUGAUACCUAAAGAAACAAUUGUGUUCCUUUGAUGUGUCGUUUUCACACAUUGAGGUGUUUUUUUUGCUGAUCCUUUCUACCCGAACCAUUGGUACUAAGGUCAUUAAAUACUUCACGAACUAUUGUAAAUAGAUUUACAAAUAUAAACGGGGGGUUGGUAACAAGUAAAGGCCGAUGAUUUAAAUUAAUAAA
This is a messenger RNA of Panonychus citri (citrus red mite), 6841 nucleotides long. RefSeq names its product ELAV-like protein 4 (gene fne). NCBI's taxonomy places the organism in Eukaryota, Metazoa, Arthropoda, Arachnida, Trombidiformes, Tetranychidae. Bases 1105 to 2154 code for a protein of 349 amino acids. Gene Ontology annotation, cellular component: ribonucleoprotein complex. Gene Ontology annotation, molecular function: RNA binding. The record is from RefSeq and is a predicted model, not a curated record. The transcript is spliced from 4 exons.